This is a messenger RNA of Aspergillus ibericus CBS 121593, 1495 nucleotides long. Its product is annotated as alpha-hydroxy acid oxidase. NCBI's taxonomy places the organism in Eukaryota, Fungi, Ascomycota, Eurotiomycetes, Eurotiales, Aspergillaceae. The transcript is spliced from 8 exons. Gene Ontology annotation, molecular function: FMN binding; oxidoreductase activity. The record is from RefSeq and is a predicted model, not a curated record. The coding region runs from base 1 to 1098 and encodes 365 amino acids.
AUGGCUCAUCGAGGAGAGACAUUCGAGAAAAAUGUCUCGUGCAUUGCCGAUCUGAAAGCUCUAGGGAGCACGAAGCUCCCCAAGAUGGUCCGAGACUACUACAAUGAAGGAGCGAUGGACCUCCUCACCCUCCGCGACAACGAAGCCGCAUAUGACCGCUACCGCAUCCGCCCGCGGGUUCUGAUCAACGUGGAGAAUGUUGACACUAGCACGGAAAUACUUGGGACCAAGGUCCCUCUCCCUUUUGGAUUCAGCCCCGCCGCCUCCCAUCAACUGGCCCAUCCCGACGGCGAGCUAGCCACGUCUCGCGCCGCCGCCAAGUUCGGCAUCUGCAUGGGUCUAUCCUCGUACUCGACCUGCUCGCUGGAAGAUGUCGCCUUGCAAGGAUGCGGCAACCCCUAUGCGAUUCAAAUGUGCGUGUUGAGGGAUCGGUCCCUUACCCUGCAGCUUCUGGACCGGGCAGAAAAGGCGGGCUACAGAGCCCUGUUCUUGUCGGUGGAUGUGCCCGUCCUGGGGAAGCGGUUGAACGAGUACCGGAAUGAGUAUCAGAUGCCGGAAGACAUGCAAUGGCCCAACAUUCUCAGCUCGGGGAGUGAUACCUCGAAUCGGACGGAUUAUGGUGGCCUGGAUUGGGAGACUGCGAUUCCUUGGCUUCGGGAACAUACCAAGAUGCAGAUCUGGCUGAAAGGGGUAAGCGCACCCGAGGACGUCGAACUUGCAAUCCAGUACAAGGUCGACGGGGUGAUCAUCUCCAAUCACGGGGGUCGCCAACUGGACGGGGCCCCGGCCACGUUGGAUGCGCUCCGAGACUGCGCCCCGGUCGCAAAGGGACGCAUCCCGAUCGCCAUCGAUGGUGGCAUCCGACGAGGAUCGGAUAUCUUCAAAGCGCUGGCGCUGGGGGCCGACUAUUGUUUCUUGGGAAGGAUUCCCAUCUGGGGGCUGGCGUAUGACGGUCAACGUGGUGUGGAGCUGGCCAUUCGGAUUUUGCGCCAGGAGUUGAAGAUCACGAUGGCGUUGGCUGGAUGUCGGUCAAUUGCAGAGAUUCACCGAAGACAUUUAUCUGUCCUCAAGCCCGACGGGGUUCUCGCAAAAUUAUGAGACUAGUAUAUUAGCUGGGAAUAAAACCCGUUUUCGAUCUCUACCUCUCACUCUAGUUUUACGGCAUGAUUGUAUUGUACCUAAGCAUGGCGUCUGAAGCAGCUUCCCGGAAAUUAUUUCCUGCGAAGCACUGCUCGAGCGCGAUCGGUCGGUUGAGCCAACAGGCAGCACUCGCCGAUGCUCCCGUUCUUAAGCCCUUCACUCGAUUCGCAGGGAUCUGGUGACACUAGAUAUGCACGACAUAUUGGCGCCGUGGCUGGUUUAUUUUGGAUACCCCGCAGUUGCACGUUCACAAACCUUCCCUUGACUGCAAUUCCUCCCCAACCUGCCUCUGCUAACUGUCAGUGCUCACCAUGGCCACCGCACCUCCUGUGAUCGACUUUGGGCGUACGUCUCC